AUGGAGAAUUACCUUGCUUCCACCUCCGGCUCCACCACCACCAUCAACCACCCAUCACCGCCGACAACCCCCGUUACGAUCUCCAAUCCAAACAACCCGUACCCAACAACCUUCAUCCAAGCCGACACAACAUCCUUCAAAAAGGUAGUUCAAAUGCUAACCGGAUCAUCUGAAACAGUCAAACAAUCCACAGCCACCACCAGGACAGACUUAGCUGCGAGAAACCCUAUCCCUGACAUGAAAACGGGUCCGAACAAACAACCAUCGAAGCUGUACGAACGGCGGAGCAGUCUCAAGAACUUCAAAAUCAGUCCGUUGCCUCCUGGAUUCACAAACGGCGGAGGGUUCUCCGGAUCCCCACGGAAUCCCAACGCGCCGGAGAUUAUGUCCCCAAGUCUUCUUGGUUUUCCGUCGUUGGUGCUUAGUCCGGUCACACCUCUUCUUUCCGAUCCGUUUAACAGGUCUCCGGCGAAUGAAUGUUCCCCAAAUUUGGACGUUGAGGCUGAAGAAAAGGCGAUUGCAGAGAAAGGAUUUUACUUACAUCCGUCGCCGGCGACUACUCCGAGGAGGGAAUCGGAACCUCAGCUUUUGCCUUUGUUCCCCGUGACUUCACCAAGAUUUUCCGGCUCUUCAAGCUCUUCGUGA
Molecule: messenger RNA, 645 nt
Organism: Lactuca saligna
Lineage: Eukaryota; Viridiplantae; Streptophyta; Magnoliopsida; Asterales; Asteraceae
Source: the annotation of a GenBank genome assembly